This is a messenger RNA of Elephantulus edwardii (Cape elephant shrew), 933 nucleotides long. It is a transcript of the gene CUNH1orf198, whose product is annotated as chromosome unknown open reading frame, human C1orf198. The transcript is spliced from 4 exons. NCBI's taxonomy places the organism in Eukaryota, Metazoa, Chordata, Mammalia, Macroscelidea, Macroscelididae. The coding region runs from base 1 to 933 and encodes 310 amino acids. The record is from RefSeq and is a predicted model, not a curated record.
AUGGCCUCCAUGGCGGCGGCAAUCGCGGCCUCGCGCUCAGCCGUCAUGAACGGGAACCGGCCUCUGGACGACAAGGAGCGAAAGCGCUUCACCUACUUCUCGUCGCUGAGCCCUAUGGCCAGGAAGAUCAUGCAGGACAAGGAAAAGGUCCGGGAGAAGUACGGCCCCGAGUGGGAGCGGCUGGCCCCGGCGCAGCAGGACGAGGUCAUCGACCAGCACCUGGUGGGCCCGCACGUCCAGGCGCGCUACGCCGCGCCCCGCGCCCCGGACCCCGCGCCCGGCGGCCUCCCCGGCCCGCGCCCGCCCACCGGCCAGAAGAUCGUGCGCUUCGGGGAUGAGGACAUAACUUGGCAAGAUGAACACUCAGCCCCUUUCUCCUGGGAAACAAGGAGUCAGAUGGAGUUCAGCAUCUCCUCCUUGUCGGUCCAAGACCCAGGUGCCACCUCGCAGGCCAAGUCCUCUCAGGGCAACAAGACCCCUGGCGCAGACGUGAUGGGAGAGGAGGCUGCCUUUUGGAAGAUCAAUGCUGAGCGGUCCCGGGGCGAGGGGCCCGAGGCUGAGUUCCAGUCACUGACCCCCAGCCAGAUCAAGUCCAUGGAGAAAGGGGAGAAGGUCAUACCAGUCAGCCACCGCCAGGAACCUGCCCUAAGGGACAGGGAGGCCCAGGCCGAGUGGAUUGCUGGCCCCUGGCAGGAGCCGCGUGACCUUCCUGGCAUCGGGGCAGAACCUGAGAGACCUCUGCCCACCCAGCGCCAGCUGUCCACCAGCCCACCAAGGGAGGCUGGCCCUGCCGAGCCUGUUAUGAAGCCGCCCGUUCCAGAUGCCACCCAGGAGGACACAGGAGACGCUCUGUUUUCUGAACCCUCAGCUGUGCAAGCCAGCUUCAGCAAUGUCAUUUUGAAGACGGGAUUUGACUUUCUGGACAACUGGUAA